AAUUAUUCUAAACCCAGAGUCUACCUCAGCAAAAAACAAAAUAAUGAUUAAGGCUGAGGAUGUGACUCAGUAAUCACCACAGCAAAAAUUAGGCUCCCAUCUUAAAGAUCCUUCAGUGUCGCCUCGUAAAUGGCGGCUUCUUAUCUAAACCGGAAGCCAGGCUGGCUGGAAAGCGUCAGUCGGAAUGACUUGCUGUUUUUCUUCGUGAGAUAAAGAGGAAGUAAACGAAGCUGCAGUCAGGGGUUCCUGUCAUAGAGAUCCUAUCCUGCCUUACUCAAGCAGUCCAGAUACUAAGCCUGACUAGUACUUGGAAAAAAGAUCAAGGAAUCUCAAGGCUAUAAGUUAGACUAGAAUGUUACCAAGAUGUCUGCACAUUCAUUGCUGUGUGAGAGAAUUAUCUUGGCUAAGGAACUAAUUAAAAGAGCAGAAGCUAUUUGCAGAUCCCAAAAAGAUGGCAUAGAAGGUGGACCAAAACUUUGCCGUAAAUUAAAGGCAGAACUAAAAUUCUUGCAGAAAAUAGAAGCUGGUAGAAUAUGCAUCAAAGAGUCUCAUCUGCAGAGUACAAAUCUCACUCAUCUGCAAGCUGUCAUUGAAUCAGCAGAGAACUUGGAGGAUAUUGUUGGUGUUCUCCAUGUUUUUACUUAUAAGGAUUCAUUUGGUGAAAAACAAAAUUUGGUAGUAGACGUAGUUGCAAAUAAUGGGCAUACUUGGGUGAAAGCAGUUGGUCGGAAAGCUGAAGCUCUGCAUAACAUUUGGUUGGGCAGGGGCCAGUAUGGUGACAAGAGCAUUAUUGAACAAGCAGAGGAUUUCCUACAAGCAAGUUGUCAAAAACCAAUACAAUAUUGCAGCCCACACAUUAUUUUUGCUUUCUACAAUGGUUUGUCCAGCCCAAUGGCAGAAAGGCUAAAAGAAAUGAAUAUAUCUGUGCGGGGGGAUAUUGUUGCUGUGAACCUAUCAAUGAACUGUCUUAAAGAAGAUCACUCCUUCAGUUCUAGUGAAUCUGACAAUGGGGACGAAUGCUUUCAAAUGACUAAAGUAGAUCGGGAUACCUUAAUAGCCAGUGUUGCAUUUCCUACAAUGUUGAAAGUAAAUACAUGCAAUAGGGUUAAUUUAGACAUUACUACUUUGAUUACAUAUGUCUCAGCCCUAAACUAUGGAGGCUGUUACUUUAUAUUCAAAGAGAAAGUCUUAACUGAACAGGCCUUACAAGAGCGAUGUGAGAGUGUUCUCCCACAACUGGAGGAAUUCAUGAAGGAGAAAGAAUUGUUUGCUUGUGAAUCUGCAAUCAAAGAUUUUCAGAUUAUCUUAGAAACUAUAGGAGGUCCUGGAGAAAAAUAUAGAGCCACAUUACUUAUGGAUAGAAUCCAUGUGGUCCCAGACCAACCCUCUGAUUAUGCCUCAAAAUUAGUGACUAGCUCUAAAAUCAAUAACCGUUCUUUGAUCAUCUUUGGAACAGGAGAUACUUUAAAGGCCAUCACUAUGACAGCAAAUAGUGGCUUUGUUCGGGCAGCAGCAAAUCAGGGAGUAAAGUUUAGUGUGUUUAUUCAUCAACCAAGGGCAUUGACAGAAAGCAAAGAAGCUUCUGCCACACCUUUACUAAAGCACUAAGUUGGUUCCAAAUUAUGCAGAGGUUGUAUUCAGCAGAUUCUGAUCAGUUCUGGAGAACUGGUAGCAGAAAUUUUGAGUAGUUUGGAGAACCAGCAAAUACUACGUCUGACUGGAAAUUUUACAAUAUCCUUCCCCUGC
This is a messenger RNA of Pseudonaja textilis, 1746 nucleotides long. It is a transcript of the gene CZH7orf25, whose product is annotated as chromosome Z C7orf25 homolog. The record is from RefSeq and is a predicted model, not a curated record. NCBI's taxonomy places the organism in Eukaryota, Metazoa, Chordata, Lepidosauria, Squamata, Elapidae.